AUGGAACUGAUCCGGGCAUUUACAAUGUCUUUAUUCUAUUUCAAGAUCACAGCCCUCACCGGCUUGAUCUGUGGCAUCUUCAUCACUGGAUUCAUCAUUCAGUUCUGUGAUUUCUUCAUCAUCACACUCAUCAUCCAACUCUGUGGUAAUCCCCUUCUCAGGCAUACUUCUCAAUUCUCAAAUUCGUUUUCGUGGCGGGGAUCCCGAGGAGGCGGAGGUGGAUUUAAUUCUCGAGGUGGAUAAAGAGGAGGACCACGUGGAGGUGGAGGCGGCGGACGUGGUGCCUUUGAUCAAGGUCCUCCUGAGCGCGUUAUACCACUGGGCAAUUUUAGCUAUGUGUGUCAAAACGACUUAGUUUGCAAGGUGGAGAUUGAAGACGUUCCAUAUUUUAAUGCACCCAUAUUUCUUGAAAACAAGGAACAGAUUGGAAAAAUUGAUGAAAUCUUUGGGACUGUUAGAGAUUACUCUGUAUCUAUCAAACUGUCGGAUAAUGUAUACGCAAACAGCUUCUCUCCAAGUCAAACUUUGUAUAUUGACCCAGGAAAACUUUUGCCAAUUGCAAGAUUUCUACCAAAACCACCACAGCCCAAAGGAGCGAAGAAAAGAGCUGGUGGGAGUGGCGUAGGUGGAUUUCGAGGUCGCGGAACUGGAAUGGGUAGUCGAGGUGCUCGUGGCGUUGGUGGUGGAUUUAGAGGUUCAAGUCGUGGUGGAAACGGUGGUGGAUUCAGUAGGGGUCGCGGAGGUGGUGGAGGACGUAGUUGGGGAGGACGCGGACGUUGGUAAUUUUAUACCUUAUUUAAGUCUAAGAAAAUAAAGAUUAAUUUUCAUGAAA
This is a messenger RNA of Drosophila sulfurigaster albostrigata, 832 nucleotides long. RefSeq names its product probable H/ACA ribonucleoprotein complex subunit 1 (gene Gar1). Gene Ontology annotation, biological process: ribosome biogenesis; snoRNA guided rRNA pseudouridine synthesis. Gene Ontology annotation, molecular function: box H/ACA snoRNA binding. NCBI's taxonomy places the organism in Eukaryota, Metazoa, Arthropoda, Insecta, Diptera, Drosophilidae. Gene Ontology annotation, cellular component: box H/ACA snoRNP complex. The record is from RefSeq and is a predicted model, not a curated record.